Verticillium alfalfae VaMs.102 is the source of this 2110-nucleotide messenger RNA. RefSeq lists its product as hypothetical. NCBI's taxonomy places the organism in Eukaryota, Fungi, Ascomycota, Sordariomycetes, Glomerellales, Plectosphaerellaceae. The record is from RefSeq and is a predicted model, not a curated record. Bases 467 to 1624 code for a protein of 385 amino acids. The transcript is spliced from 2 exons. Gene Ontology annotation, cellular component: Golgi apparatus.
CCCACCAACAUCAACAGUGCGUUCUUUCCAUCGACAACGACGACGCCGCAACGCCCCGACGGCGAUUUCAUUCGACAAAACCACAAAGGGGAUUUUUCAUUCCGACAAGAGAAUCUGUACACCUCCACGCUCGCUUUCCCGACUUUUCGUCAUUGCCUCUGCAACCGACGCCUCGAUUGCCCGAAUCAGCUGCCAUUCCAUUCUUCAGCCUAACCGGGCAACAACCCCAUCUUCAUCUCGCCGCGACUCCUACGAGGAGUCGUUCAACACCGCCACCGUGGCUCAGAGACUAGAAUCUCGUCACUCGCUGCUGGGGAGCGACCCAACGCACGCAGGGUACGAGCAGCAAUUUGAUCAACCCCAGUACGACCAACACUACCAGCCAUCGUCAUACCCACAGUCCGCUCUCGCCCAACAGCCAGCCUAUGCUCCGCAGCAGCCUGUCUACCAUCAACCGCCACACUCCAUGCCGGCCGCAUCUAUCCCACCUCCGCAACCCACGUUCAACCAGGACUACAACCAAGGCUACGCCUACCGCGAAGGACUCGCACCCUCGACAAUGAACGGCUCAAGCCCCAAAAGCACCAAGGGCGGUUGGUUCUCUUUCAUGUCGUCGAAAUGGCCCCGAGCCUUCUUCCUCGUCACUCUGCUGCAGGCCAUCAUCUGUUUGGUCUUUGAAGCAUACGUCUUCGCAACCUUUCAGUUCAGCCUCACCAGUGACGACAAUCCUGCCACCGAAUCCCAGCGCCGUACCAUCCCAACGUUCCUGGCUCUCUUCAUUUUCGGUUUCCUCUACGAGCUCGUUCUCGUUUGGGAUGCCCUCCGCGCCAAGAACACUAUUCAGAUCAUUGGAGUCUGCAUUGCCAACCUCGCCCUAAUGGUGUACACGGCCAUCCAGAUUGAACAGAUUCAGAUCGCCGUCGAAGAGCUGCGUGUCGGCGGCGGCCUGAGGAUUGGCCACGAGAGCGUCUGGGAGGACAUCAGGCCCUACCUUGUCGCCAUCCCCUGCAUCUUCUCUCUCGGCACCGUUCUUAUGGGCUUUGUCGCCUGGAAGCUGUACCAGGUGUUCGCCUGGGAUAUCCUGAAGACCAUCGGCGCCGACUAUCGCAUGAAGCAACGCUUCCUCUACUACCAGAUCUACAUUGCGCUCCUGAAGUUUGAUUUCUUCUUCUUCCUCGGGUUCACUGUCCAGUUCCUUGUCAUCGUCGGCGACAUUGAAAUCGUCGAAUACGCCCUGACCGCCGCCGCUAUUCCUGUCACCGUUGCGAUCCUCAUCAGCGCUGCCUACUUCACCCGCCGCGAGAACAAGCCCGGCAUGAUCGCUGUCAUUGUCCUCUACCUCGGUGCCCUCAGCUACUUUGUCUUUAAACUCGUCCGCAUCUACCAGCCCGGCUACCAGCAACACUACAUGAACGUUCGCAAGUCCCUGACUACUUUCACCGUUAUCACUAUCCUCCUCAUCAUCCUGACCAUUGCCAACGCUAUCAUCUGCAUGAACAACUUUGGUGCUGGCCUGAAGACUCAUCUGCUCAAGUCGCGUGAGGCUGAGAAGGCUACUGACCUCAACUCUGUCAGCAUGCAAGAUGUCAAGCCCCAGAUGGCGAGCAGGAUGACCAUUGACUAGAGGAUGGAUCGGCUGGACUAUUCCAUCUUGCGCACAGAGAAUACUCAGUCAAAACUACAAAACAACAAAACCCCCGUAUAAAGAAACGAUUAACGAAACACCAUUCGCCCGCCCGCCCUGGCUCGAUGCUCAGGGUGUGGCUUGGACGUGGUUUAGAGAGCUGCAUACUCAACACAGCUUCAUUGUUCUCCUUGAGAUUCCCCACUAUCAUCUAACCGAUCGAUGAUCUAUUGUCACCCUUUGUCCGCAUUGUGCCUUUUUUUUACUCGCAGACUCGACAUUUUCCUUUUUAGUCUACCAGGUCAUACUUGGCGUUGGCAGCGCCUCACACAUCACAUUCCCUUGACUCCAAUGCUAUGGGAGUGGGAAGAGGAGGACGGCGUUCUGGUUCGAUUGGAUUUCACUUCUACGUAUAGUUUGUGCGUGUGCCACAGCUAGGAUGAAGAAUUGAAAUUAUGGAAAUUGUAUAUUCACACGUUGACCCAG